AUGAAGGGAAUUGGGGAGGACGUCGAAUUAGGAGAGGAAUAUGCUGUUGUUCUGCUACCAAAUAACAAGGACGGGGAGCGUAACGUCACCUUGUACGUCCCAGGGAAGGAAGCUGCUAUCCUCAACGAAGCUCUGGAUAAGCUACCGUGGACAUUUCUAUCAUGGUCUAUCCACCGUGGCCUUCGAGACCUUCUUGUCGCUUUUGCCAAGGAAAGGAUGGAUAGCUAUCGGACUAGAUUAGCUGAUACACUCCGCUUUGCUGUAUUUACUUGGCCUGAAAGAUUAGACGCUCGGGGAUGGGACUCACGGUUUGUUAGGGAGAACAUGGCGGACCUUGCGGCAAGCGCAAUCUUAGCAGGUCAAGGCAAUUCAGGAGAUGCCGUGAGAAUUGUGACUGACAUAGCCACAAUUAUGUGGGACGGCGACAUCUCUGCGCUUGAUGAAACGAAGUUGUGGCGAGACAGCGUCUCCAAGCCAUGCUCAUCGGCCCUCAGUCCAAUGGAUGUCACUGCUUUGGUAAAAUGCUUUGUUUUAGAAUGGAGUAUGGACUUGAACUACCAGAUGUACCACGACUUUCCCAUGGAGCUAUAUCUCGUUUGA
Messenger RNA from Penicillium macrosclerotiorum, 600 nucleotides. RefSeq lists its product as uncharacterized. Lineage: Eukaryota; Fungi; Ascomycota; Eurotiomycetes; Eurotiales; Aspergillaceae. The record is from RefSeq and is a predicted model, not a curated record. The transcript has a single exon. The coding region runs from base 1 to 600 and encodes 199 amino acids.